Messenger RNA from Xenopus tropicalis (tropical clawed frog), 1539 nucleotides. RefSeq lists its product as uncharacterized. The coding region runs from base 111 to 923 and encodes 270 amino acids. The record is from RefSeq and is a predicted model, not a curated record. Lineage: Eukaryota; Metazoa; Chordata; Amphibia; Anura; Pipidae. The transcript is spliced from 6 exons.
ACAGCUGAGAGUUCCGCGGGCUUUGGGUGCCGCUUCAAAUCUGUGAGAGGAGCCGGCGAACUGAGGGAAGAAGCACGGAGCCGCACUCGGGGGGAAGUUACCGAGCAGCAAUGCCUCGCAGCCUGAUCAUCCUUCUUAUCUUUGCGGCGGGCUCUUCCGCAUCCUCUGGCCCCAAUCAGCAUGGAAGCUGCAAAGUCUGCUCAGAUUUAAUAAGACAACAUCAAUGUACGUGGCGCUGUGGGGUGGAACAGCUGGAGACGCGGAAUGGGAAACUAGCGAGCGGUUAUAAACACAAAGCAGAGGUUAAUAAUUCUUGCCUUCAUCUAAAGUUUCAACCCAACUGCACCAGUUUUACUUUAGGUUGUAUGCAGGAUGGCCGUAAAGUCCCUGGUAAUGCCACAGUGCGGUGUGAUGUGUUCCCAACCAUUCCUGCACCACCACAAACCUCCACUGAUGGCAACAGGAAUACACCUGAUCCAAAUGUGACACCCAGCGGAACUACAUCUGAUCUGAAGGUAACACCCAGCGGGACUACAACUGACCCGAAGAUGACAACCAAUGGGACUACAUCUGACUUCAACAAAAACACAAUCUUGUAUAUUGGAUUAGGUAUCGGUGGUGUUGUCAUUUUCGUCGGUGUUGGUGCAAUAGUCUGGAAAUUCCGAGAUUAUAUCAGAGAGCGUUGUUCCUGUCUGUCGGCGGGGGCCAAUUAUGAGCAUUCUGCCCAAUAUAAGGCAGUACGAGUAAGGGUGAAUGGAGAUGGAGGAACAAGCUCUUCUGAAAACCCCACAAUUCCCUCAAAUCCCAAUCUGCAAGAUCAGAGGAAUGAUCUUCUCCCUUCUGGAAAUCAAGAUGCAGUAGUUGUAAUUGUGCCGAAUGGUGAUACAGAGAAUCCUAAUGGAACCAGCGCUGACCCUGCCUGAUUCCUGUGCCGGAGCAGAAUGUGGCUACAAGCUCACCGGGCCAAAACAGCUUUCAUCUUCGCACUAUUUUGCGCAGUUUAAGAUCAAGGAUUCUGUCCAUUUUUAAAAGGCCUAAUAACAAUGUAAUAUAGGGGGAUUGAUGCUGCCUGUGUCUCUAGUGAGAGGCAUGCUCUGGGUAAUCCCCAGAUAGAGUCUGUCUCUCCCGCAAAGGCACGCAAAUGCUAGGCUGCACCAGCCAAUGAAUUGGCAGAGGUGGGACUUUUGCAUCCAUUCUACUUUCUGGUAUAUAAAAAUGGUGCGUAAUGCAACUUUCCUUUUAAUUACUUCUUUUGUACACACUUUUUAAAACCGUGCGCACUUUUUUAAAAAUGACUUCUACAAAAAGUGAAUGUAAAAUGGAUGACCGUGUUAUUCUAAUCUAAGCACUUUUGAAUUUACAUUCUUUUUUUAUUUAUUAUGGCUCGAUGCCGAUUUUAUUGGUAACAGUUCCUCAAAAUGGCGGCUCAGCGUAAAUGCGUUUAUGUUUAGUAGAAGCAUAGGUGGUAAGCGCUGCGUAUGUCUUCUGUACAUGGCAUUAAUAUAGUGCCUUAACCCUUUAAUCACCAGCUGAAUGUAU